Macroventuria anomochaeta is the source of this 930-nucleotide messenger RNA. RefSeq lists its product as uncharacterized. The record is from RefSeq and is a predicted model, not a curated record. Lineage: Eukaryota; Fungi; Ascomycota; Dothideomycetes; Pleosporales; Didymellaceae. Bases 154 to 735 code for a protein of 193 amino acids. The transcript has a single exon.
AACCUGAGGCUCGCACGCCUCACCUGGCUCGGCCCACGCCAAACUGACCUGGUGUUUCAUUGACCUGCCCACGGCAAGGCUCAACUCUUUCUCACACACUCAGCCGCGCCCACAAACAACCUUGAAGACUGCAAAACAAUCACUUGUGACUACAUGUCAAGGCGCCCAGAUGUGGUGUGUAAAUAUGGACGACCCACUCGUUGGCGGGGUGAGCAUCGUGAAGCAGGUGAAGGGGGUACGAAUCCCGCUGUUAGACACUGCGUACUGUCGCAGGAACCGCGUCAGCGCCCUUGGUCAUGUGAGAGGAUGAUGCCUGAGGGUUUCAUCAGGAUACACCAAGGACUGGUUCGUUUCGCAAUCUCGGUGAAUAUUUUCUUCACCCUGAUGUUGCACACACGUUCAUGUCGGCUGCCACCAAGCGACUUGGAGUACACAAUGUCUUCUCGGCGGGGUUGGUGUGCUCCUCCUGCAUACAGCAACACGUUCGCCUCGGAAAAUGCUCAUACCCCUAUGCAGCCCGCCCUGAAUCAGCGCAUCCUCCUUGAUCUGGCAGUUCGUCAAGGCAGAGCUGUUUCAUAUCUCCCGUCUGCGUGGACAGUUACCUUCUAUGGUCAAGCGGUGAAGCUUGGGCAAUCCUAUCCUGGUGGUGAUCUGACAGCACUGACUUGCAAGCCGAGAUUAUACAGAUUGCCGACAUGUGAAUCACGGUCGAAGUCAUCGCAUGAACAUGUGUGAUCGUCGCCGUUGGGAGAAUGUAGAUGAGGCUGGAGUAAGUCAAGGGGCGAUGGAUUUGCACUGUUCAAGCCUUGCGGAGCGUCUAUGAGUAUGAGGGGGAUAUCGAUGGGUCUUAGCAGCCGUUCAGUAUACGCGGUUCUUCACUCGAGAUGAUGUUGAAUGGUUUCGUAGUGACUAGAUAGCUUUAUGCAAUGC